Mya arenaria is the source of this 2812-nucleotide messenger RNA. RefSeq names its product vitamin D(3) 25-hydroxylase-like. The transcript is spliced from 7 exons. The record is from RefSeq and is a predicted model, not a curated record. NCBI's taxonomy places the organism in Eukaryota, Metazoa, Mollusca, Bivalvia, Myida, Myidae. Gene Ontology annotation, molecular function: oxidoreductase activity, acting on paired donors, with incorporation or reduction of molecular oxygen; monooxygenase activity; heme binding. The coding region runs from base 409 to 1899 and encodes 496 amino acids.
UUGGACAAUCUAUAAUAACGGUGUUGCAAACAUUUCUUCCCUGAAGCGGGAAUACAUUGUUUAGUAUAAUAGUGUUUGCUUAAUGACUUCUUUACAAGUAAAACCAUUUCUGUAGGCAUUUCAGAAUUGCGACAAAUUCGCAAAACGCAGUCUUCAUAGCGGUGUAGUGUAUGGGAAAACAAUAUAUUCGUUAUUUACAUACAUUUGUCUGCCUCAGCGUUUGACUUCGUUCUAUUCGCAGGACUGAAGUGGCGCGGUGAAGUCUUCCCUGUUAAUGACGACGUAAUUUCAAAUACCGAAGACAAUAUCUGAUGGAUUUAUUCAGUGUUUUAUAUUAUGUGAAAUAAUAAAGGUGAAAUUUGUUUUAGUGAAUGUGCUAAUGUGAGGGACAGGCUAUAACAUAUUAAAAUGGAGAUAAUUUUAUUGUGUGUUUUUGGUGUUUUAUUCGUUACGUUAGCGGCUAUGGUGUUAGGUAAAUCCAGGGGUGGCACGUGCCCGCCGGGGCCAAGUGGGAUCCCUUUUUUCGGGCAGGCCUUCAGUUUGUCUGUCAACUCCGCUCAUCUGCAGUUCUCCGAGUGGGCGCGCCAGUUUGGGGAUAUUUUCAUGUUCAGUAUGUUUGGAACGAAAGUUGUGGUAUUAAACAGUCCAGAUCUCAUCAAGAAGGCCUUUGCCGGGAAAGAGCUGGCUUUGAAGCUAAGUGACAGGCCCCCGUCCUUCAUUGGACACUAUGUUGCAAAUGGAUACAAAGACAUUCUGUUCAGAAGGUAUGAUGAAUUGUGUUCAAAAUUUAAGGCUUUGACUUUAAAGGCCAUGUAUACUGUGAGAGAUGAAAAUCAAGACUUUGAGAGUAUUCAAAUGGCGGAAAUAAACGAUUACGUUCGGAAUAUAGCUGAUAACGACGGAGAUGUGAAUAUUAUAGCGCCACUGCAGAACACUCUUUGUAAGCUCAUAGGAAUCAUGUUUACGGGCAAGCGCCUGGAGGAUGACGAUCCGGCUCUGCAGGCGAUUGCAAGUUUUGAUGAAGUAGGCAAUGAGCUCAUCAAUCCAGCCGUACACCUGGUCUUCAAAGUAGCGCCCUGGAUUAGAUACCUGCCAGGUUACUAUGGUAACCUGUACCGAAAAGUUAUGACGAGCAAGGAAAGCCUUCGGAAUGACCUAGUUAAUACAUUGAAGUCCCAGCUACAAGACGACAGUGUGAGCUUACUGGCGGAGCUGUUUAAGUUGCAGACGACGGAAACGUGGCUAACAGACGACCACGUGCUCGGCGUCGUCAUGGAUCUCAUUAAUACGUCUACGCUAACGUCACGUGGUGUUUUGUCCGGAAUCUUGUUCCUGCUUGUACAUCACCAGCAAGUGCAGACAAGAAUUCGACAAGAGAUUGAUGACGUCAUAGGCCAGGAAAAGCAGCCCACAGCAGACGACAUGUACAGAAUGCCAUUUACAUACGCCUGCAUACUGGAAACACUGAGGUACCAAUCCCAUCUUGCCCUCACCGCGACUCACACGAACGCGGAGGAAAACAUAGAAAUAGAGGGGUAUUGCAUCCCUAAAGGCACGUCUGUUUACGGCAACCAGUGGCACGUGCAUCACGACGAAAGCUUGUGGACGGAUCCUUGGAGUUUCCGGCCCACGCGCUUCCUGCAGGAGGACGGCUCCCUACUGACGGAAACCAGCGAACUCAGGCACAGUUAUUUUAUGCCAUUCGGUGUGGGUUUUCGAUCAUGCAUGGGCGUGAAGACCGCAUACAGCCGCAUGUUCCUGUUUGUCACCGCGUUGUUACGUAACCACGAGCUCCUCCCGCCAAGUUCCGGCAGCCUGCCGUCUUCCGAUCCAAGGGAGCUAGCUCCGGGAACAGUCCUCCAGGCGCCAGACUUCACAUGCAGAGUUGUGUCCCGUUGAUCAAGAAAAACAUAAACGUUGUUUUAAAUCUUUUAAAGAUGCACUCAUACUCCCAAAUAAGAUUCACCAUAAUUGAUAUUAGUGUUUAAAUAUUCCAAAAAGGAUGAAUAAAUGUCGAAAACAGUGGUUCCCAUAGAGGAUACCGAGUUUAAUUUGAAAGAAAUGAUCAUUAAACACGGUAUUUCUACCUUAUGAGACUAUAGUAGACCAUAGUAUUAAAAUAUAUUUGCAUUCACCAAUUAUUUAAUAUUUUUGCGCUUUCUGCUAUAAUAUACACGGUUACAAACUCGUUUUCAGUAAUUAAUAUUUUCCAUAAAUGCAUUAUUUAGUAAAUAGUUGAGGGUUUAUCACUCAAAAUAUAUGUUUGUUAUACAUAUGUUUGUAUUGAUUUUGAAUAAGAGUGUCACUUUAAAUUUAUUUAACAGGAUCGUUAAUAGAUUUGUUAUGAUAGUUGCUCUGAUUAUUUCUCUAGUCAACACACAUAUAUAUGUGCCAAUCAUUUCUGUGUACAUGACAGUGUAUAAUACAUGUUUUUAUUUAACUUAUUUAUCAUUAUUGUAUACUGCUUGCUAUUUUGCUAUCUUGCCAUUAAUAUUUUAACAAUGACUUAAUACUACUUUAUUUAUACAGAACUGUUGUGUUUUUUUUCUUAUUACUUAUAACUUAAUAGGUUUAACAAUAAAUACAUCUUUGUUUCUGUUAAUUCACCAGCAGUGUUCUCCCUUUGUCUUAUUUUGUUAUUUAAAACGAAGCUAAAACCAUGUUCAUUUGCACACUGUAAUCGUUUGAUUUCUGUUUUUAAGUUGGGCGAACAUCGCAAAAUGAAUAAUAUUAAUAAUUCCGUGAAAGUUGCAAUAUGUUUUCGGAAUGUUAUCACUUUAUGUAAACUGAAUCUCACGCUAAUAAAUUUUGC